AUGGAUCUCUUUGAUACAGCAUCUGAACUAGAAUCUCGUCUGAAUCUAUUAAACUCACUCUAUGCCCUCCUACCAGAAGACACUGACAGCCUUGACAGACUAACAAAAAGGAGAUCCCUAUUUCGUUUUGGAAAACGCCGCUCUUUGUUCCAUUUUGGUAAACGUGGAAGCAUUUUAAGAUUCGGUAAACAUCCGGCAACAUAUGAUUUUGGUGAAUAUGAUAGCGAAUUUAACCCGUCAGAACUUUAUGCUUUAAACGAGGAUCCAAGAGCCGACAGCUUACCUCUUUCAGACAAGAGAAGUUCUCUCUUCCGGUUCGGUAAAAAGUCAAGAGACACGAGCUCUUUAUAUGAAAGGGACGCUGCACGUGAAAAGAAGCCACACACGCCCUGGAGAUUUGAUAAGACAACUAAUGGACAUUACCUUGGGUAA
Molecule: messenger RNA, 432 nt
Organism: Mercenaria mercenaria
Lineage: Eukaryota; Metazoa; Mollusca; Bivalvia; Venerida; Veneridae
Exons: 1
Coding region: 1-432 (143 amino acids)
Source: RefSeq, a predicted model, not a curated record